Messenger RNA from Darwinula stevensoni, 2118 nucleotides. The record is from the annotation of a GenBank genome assembly. NCBI's taxonomy places the organism in Eukaryota, Metazoa, Arthropoda, Ostracoda, Podocopida, Darwinulidae.
GGCCGAUCGGCAACAUGGCGGAAACCAAGGAAGUACAGAAUUCUUCAGACGAAACCAAUAUGCCUGUGGAUAUUUUUGAAAUGGUCAAGAAGCAAGAUGUAGAAGCCGUUAGGAGCUGUCUGGCCACUAUGAAGAAUGUGAAAGAAUUGUAUGAUUCCGAUGGCAUGUCCUUACUUCAGCAUGCAGCUUACAGAGGAAAUAAAGACAUGUGUCGAAUGCUACUUGAUCACGGUGCGGAUGUGAACGAGACGAAGCACAUUCACAAUUACACAUGCCUUCACUUCGCUGCUCUCUCGGGAAAUCGUGAUGUGGUGCAGAUGAUGCUGGAAGCCGGAGCCGACCCUGAUGCCACGAACAGCAUCAAUCGAACUCCGGGCCAAAUGGCAGCCUUUGUUGGCCAUCAUGCAGUGGUGGCUUCCAUCAACAACUUCAUCCCUAAGUCGAUGGUAGAGUACUACACAAAACCUCAAGGCUUGGAAAAAGAUCCCAAGAUUCCACCAAUUGCUGCUCCUGCUCUUCAUUCAUAUCUCAUUCAGGUUACACUUCAUCCUGUGUACUUGGCGCUUCACGUAUCCUCAGCAUCUCAUCUCAUCACCCACUGGCCUAAUAUGUGUCGGGUCCUCAAUCUCAUGUGCGAAAAGUACAUGAAGGCCACAGCUCCAGGAGGAAAUGAGAUUCUGGCCUUCAAGACUCACUACCUGGCUUUCCUUCUAGAGUUUUUUCUCAAAGAGAAAGACACCGAAGUGGAGGCUGAGAAGAACAAGGAGCAGGAUGGGGGAUGCCUUAGCAGUGCAAUACGGAAACUACUGAAGGGACGAGAUGUCGAUGGCUUCCCCGAGUACCAGGAGAGACUUCUACGUCAAGCAAUCAAGGCAUUCCCUUACACUCAGAGCACCAUCCUACAGCAGAUGGUGUCUUCGUUGGGUCGCACCCCCGUCGGAGAGCACCCAAUGGCUGUCACGGUGAUCCAGGGUUCCAUCAACGGGCAGCACAUGUUCACGGAUGAAGAUUCCAGCUGCACGACCUGUGGGCAUUCGUCCCAUCCUCCACCCAAGAAGUGCAAGGCCUGUCACGCCGUCCAAUACUGUGACCGCAGGUGUCAGCGUCUUCACUGGUUCGACCAUAAGAAACGGUGCGGCAAACUCGCAGCGCAAAACGAAGCCGCUCGGAAAGCAGUCGACCCUGAGAAGCCAGAGGUGGCUUCUGAGCAAAAGACAGUCACUGAGGAAUAAAAGGCUCUCUUGGAAUUGAGGAGUUCACUGGAAUAUGGCUUCGAGUUUCUUCUUUGAGAAAUGGGCUAAAGAAUUUUGCAUAUCCUAUUUUAUGCAAAGGUAACCUCCUAAACCUCCCUCUACCUCAUUGAAGCAGAACUUGAGGGCAGAUUCAAUGAUCCCCAAUCAUUUCUCUUGGGCCUGAGCUCUGCAUUCUAGGGGGUUGUGAUGCUCUUCUUGAUGCAUUUAAGAUAUCUCACUGAGGAAAUCCUGGCCCUUUGGAAAAUAAUUUUUUUUCCCUGCUUAAAGACAAAAUGGUGAAUGGGAAAGAUGGGGAGGAAAUCACCUGAGGGGAUUAAUGAACAGAAUAAGGUGCUAAAUGGUACCAUUGGAACGAUGCCUUAUGGUUGAGAUAAUAAAACAUUGCCUCAUAAUUUCUGUGAAUAUAAGUCAUUUAAUUACCUUGGUAGAGUCAGAAAAAUUAAAAUACAUAUGGAAUUCAUACUUUCAGAUACAUUAUUACUGUAUUCUAAACCUUUUUGCAACAUGGCAAAGACAAAUAAUCAGGCUGUGUUUUCUCAAAUUCUUCAGAGAAUUUGCAUAUGUGCCGUUUUCCAAAGAACUCCUCAAUUGUGUCGUUGCAUUGCAGCUCUUUCCACUGAAUGCCUUCCGUGUUCAAGCUCCUAGUCUUCUGUCGUACACGAUACUCGAUGCCCGAUCUCGGGGGCGUCGACGGAGUCGUUCGGGGCUCCCGCCGUGAUCGAUGUCCGCGUCUUCGAAUUGCAUGUUUGCGUAUUCCAUCGAUGAUGCCUCUGUGACCCGAUCUCUAUUGGAAGUGUUGUAUUUUGCACCCUGUAAAUGCAACGCAAUUCUGUCGUGAAGUCCCCGGAGUAAAGUACAAUAACCC